This is a messenger RNA of Brassica napus (rape), 5969 nucleotides long. RefSeq names its product cation/H(+) antiporter 14. The coding region runs from base 2913 to 5405 and encodes 830 amino acids. Gene Ontology annotation, molecular function: antiporter activity. The transcript is spliced from 3 exons. The record is from RefSeq and is a predicted model, not a curated record. Gene Ontology annotation, biological process: regulation of pH; proton transmembrane transport. Gene Ontology annotation, cellular component: membrane; endomembrane system. NCBI's taxonomy places the organism in Eukaryota, Viridiplantae, Streptophyta, Magnoliopsida, Brassicales, Brassicaceae.
AUACGAAGGUUUUAGGAGUGUUCAAGAGGUUUUACAUGAGAUAGAACAAGUUUGGUAUUAGAAGAGAUGGAAUUUUGGUUAAGUGUUUUUGAAAAAAAAAAUUGUGAUAGAACUAGUAUACAAGUACAGAGACAAUAUUACAAGAGAGAAAGGAACUACAAGGUUUUAGAUUCAGAGGUAAUCGAUAGAAGAAAAGAGAGACAUAGUUUAUAUAGAGUGCAAAGAGACAUAGGUCACAAGUACAUAGACAUUUUACAUAAUCCGUGAAUGAAAAAACAAAGUGUAGAAAGCAACAAAAUUCUACACUUUCCCGUGAAACAAACAGACAUAGUACAUUCAUUACACAUCAAGCCAGUACAACCCGUGAAACAAACAGACGAUCAAGUUGAGUUAAAGUCCUGCGCCAGACAAGCACCUGUGACCUGCACAACAAGACAGAACAAGCAAGUUAAACCAGAAGCUAUAUAGUAAAAGAAAAAGAAACCAGAAAGGCACUAACAAGAUCAAAGGCACUAACAAAAUCAAAGCAACCUACUAAGUUUCAAGCAACUAACAAAGUCGAAGCAACCUAUAAGUUUCAAUAUCAAACCAGAUUCAAGCAACUAACUUCACUGACCAGAACUAGCAACCUACUAAGUUUUACAACAACAAGUAAGUUUCAAGCAAGUUAAAGGCACUAGCAAUAUCAAAGCAAUUCGGAUAUGAGUUUGUUCUUCAGAGACACUUCUAUUUCAGAUAGUGUAUCUUUUCAGGCAAGGAGACGAUCAAGGAGUCUGUGUUUGGAUAUGUUCUCUUUCACAACUAGCAUGCUCUCUAAUUGAUCAUAAGCUGCUUCAUUCCCAUGCUUCUUGCGUUUGGCUGCUUUGCAAGCCUUAACACCAGGAGGCCUAACCUUUUCCAAGUGAGGCACCACCUCCGCAGGUUCCUUCCUUUUGUCCUUUGCACCAUCUCUGGACAAACAAUUUGAUCUCCAUUUUUGAUCAAACCGUAGUUCCCUCCAGGCAUGUUCAAGGCUGAACUUCACCUGGUAGUCAUUUAAGAAGAUGUCAUGGGCAGCCUUCAUGAUAUCAUUCUCAUUUUGGCCACUAGCUUGCUCCUUGACAGCCGCCUCAUAGCAACCCACAAACUUGCACACCUGCUCAUUCACUCUUCCCCACCUCUGCUUACAUUGACUUGCCUCUCUAGGAGGUAAGCCACUGAGCUGAGGGCUUGAAACGAACCCUAAAUCGAACCCUCAUGACGCUUUACAACCAUCAAACGAAACCCCCUAAUCGAUUUACAACUCUAUCUCGAAACCCCCAAAUCGAUUAAGAACCCUAAACCCCCAAAUCGAUUUUGAAUCCCCGGUAAAGGAACCCUAAAUCGAACCCGCAUGAAGAUUUACAACCAUAAAUCGAAACCCCCUUCUCGAUUUAGAACCCUAACUCGAAAUCCCCAAAUCGAUUUCGAUUUCCCGAGAUCGCUUUCGAGCCCAAAAUCGAUUCUAUUAUAACGUCAAAGUACUCGAUACUCACCUGAGCUCGUGGAGGAGACAGUCUGUCGUCGAUUAGAUGGAGAAAAGCUAUGGCGUCGCCGUCGCUCGACAAAUCGCCUCGGAGAGAAAGAAACCCUAGAAAUGAGAGAAAAUGAGAGAGCUAUCGAGAGAUCCGUGUUUCGAUUUCGUCAACACAAAAACGUCCUUCCAAUGAGGUGUUGCCACGUGGCUUGAACCCGUAUCAUACGGGUUCACUCUGGCGAACCGGUUCACCGAAAUUAGCCCAUUUUUUUAAUUAAAAAAGUAUUUCGGGCCUAUGAAUCCGAGCCCAUGAACCCCUUGUGAUACUCUAAUAGGCAUGCUCUUAGCUACAGUUAUUAGGAGUCUAAAUAACAGACUAUGCACUUUAUUAGGAGACUUGGUUCCAGCAGAGCGGGGCGAGACACGAUGCUAUCGAACAACAUUGAACAUACUUUUCAUUAGGAACGUUUGUCAAGUUCAAUCUUCUAUGCCCAUGCAGACUCUUCAGAGUUUCAAGACUCCACAAAAUCCAACGGCCGCCUCUUUCGCCAAGAAGUGAAAUCGGAGCUUUGUCUGUCUCUUGAGGACAGUGCUAUUUGUGGGAUGGUAAUGAUUUGCUAAUUUUUAGCUGUUUAAAAAGCACCGUGUGGUUUAAAGUCUAAACCAAAUUAAUGUUCUUAUUUUUAUAUAUUUGAUUCAAGUUGGGAUAGUAGUUUGAAGGAGGCAGGAACUUUAGACUUGAAUGUGUCAUGGGAUGAAGCAUUUACAAUGGUUGGAGAAAAUAUCAUUUUAAAUGUUUUAUUAUUCUUAGAGCAUAAUUAUUGGAGGGUUCUUAGAGUAGGGUUCUUAUAUUCCACUAAGAACACCACCUUAGAACUUAGAGGGAAAUUAAAGACAUGAAUUGAGAAUGGUUGGAGAGAUUAUGGGUUAUUAACAUCAACCAACCAAAAAAACAGUCAGAAUCACUAGAUAGAAGCAAUAAAUAUGGGUUUAACUUGGGUUUAGUAGUUUAUGAGCUUUAGACUAGAAUGUGUGAUAUGCAAAGAAGUUUAUUGUAGAAUAUAAAUGGUUGGAGAAAAUCUCAUUUUAAAUGACUUUUUAUUAUUAGGACUUAAAGGACAAUAAAACCAUGAAUUUGGAAUGGUUGGAGGUUAUGGGUUAUUAACAUCAACCAACCAAAAAAAUAGUCAGAAUCACUAAAUAGAAUCAAGAAAUAUGGUCUCAUCUCUCUUUCUGUUUCUCACACUUCCCUUUUUGUUUUUGAUCUUUUGACCCAACCUAGAGAGGAAUCUUCAUAUGAUGAUAGCAUUUCUCAAUAUAAAAACAGAGUACUGUGUUUUGUUAUUAAUCUCAGCUUAGAUUUCGCUGCUCACAUUCAGUAAAGUUGCCUUUGGCGUGCACAAGAAAAACCAUAGUGAUGUCAACGCUAAACAUGGAUGAGGUCACCUCGACGCAGAAAGGCAAAGUUCAUGGGCCAUUCCUCUUGGAAAGCCUCGUGUGCCAGACAAACCAUAUGCUAACCUCAAAGGGCGUUUUCAUGGGCAGUAACCCUCUCAAAUACGCAAUGCCACUUCUCUUGUUGCAAGUAGCUGCCAUUAUUAUCACUUCAAGGCUUCUCUUCCGCCUCCUCAAGCCCUUGAAUCAAGGCAUGAUCUCUGCACAAGUCCUGGCUGGUAUAAUCCUAGGACCAUCUCUCUUGGGCCAAAGCAGGAGCUACAUGGAGAUGGUCUUUCCCAUUAGCGGCAAAAUCACUUUACAAACGUUCUCAAACGUCGGUUUCUUCAUGCAUCUUUUCUUACUAGGCCUUAGAAUCGACGCUAGCAUUCUACGUAAAGCAGGUUCCAAAGCCUUGCUCAUCGGUACAGCCUCCUACGCCUUCCCUUUCUCACUAGGCAACCUCACCGUCCUCGUCUUGAAAAACACUUUCCAGAUCCCACCAGAAGUCGCCCACUGCAUCCACACCGUGAUCUCUCUCAACGCAAUGACCUCCUUCCCGGUCACCACAACCGUCCUAGCCGAGCUCAACAUCCUCAACUCCGACCUCGGGAGAUUAGCCACGAACUGCUCCAUCGUCUGCGAGGCCUUUAGCUGGGUCGUUGCACUCGUUUUCAGAAUGUUCUUGCAAGACGGUACGCUCGCUACCGUUUGGUCUUUCGCUUGGAUCACCGCUCUUCUCCUCGCCAUAUUUUUCAUCUGCAGACCUUUGAUCAUAUGGUUAACGGCGAGAAGGAGCGUUUCGGUUGAUAAAGCAAACGAUAUCCCGUUCUUCCCGAUCGUAAUGGUCUUGUUGGUGAUAAGCUUAGGCUCCGAAGUUCUCGGCGUCCAUGCAGCGUUUGGAGCGUUCUGGCUCGGUGUAUCGCUCCCCGAUGGACCUCCGUUAGGGACCGGGCUCACGACCAAGCUCGAGAUGUUUGCGUCAUGCCUUAUGCUCCCGUGUUUUAUCGCCAUUAGUGGAUUACAGACCAAUUUCUUAAAGAUCGAACAGAGCCACGUGAGGGUCAUUGAAGCCGUGAUCCUCAUUACCUACACGUGCAAGUUCCUAGGAACCGCAGCCGCAUCCGUGUAUUGCAGCAUAAAGAUCGGAGACGCAAUUUCUUUGGCCUUAUUGAUGUGUUGCCAAGGAGUCAUCGAGAUCUACACAUCCGUCAUGUGGAAAGAUGAAAAGGUUCUAAAUACAGAAUGCUUCAAUCUUGUUAUCAUCACGCUCUUAUUCGUGACGGGCAUUUCACGCUUCCUCGUUGUGCGCCUCUACGACCCAUCAAAACGCUACAGAAGCGAGAGCAAGCGAACGAUCCUCAACACGAGACAACGAAACAUUCAGCUCCGUCUCCUCUUCUGCGUUUACAACGUCGAAAACGUACCUUCGAUGGUCAACCUUCUAGAAGCUUCUUACCCGAGCCGCUUCAGCCCCGUCUCCGUCUUCACGCUGCACCUCGUCGAGCUCAAAGGCAGAGCCCACGCGGUGCUCAUGCCGCAUCACCUGAUGAACAAACUCGACCCCAACACGGCCCAGUCAACGCAAAUAGUCAACGGGUUCCAACGGUUCGAGCAGCAGCACCAAGGAACCCUAAUGGCUCAGCAUUUCACAGCCGCGGCUCCCUUCUCCAGCAUCAACGACGAUAUAUGCACUCUCGCACUCGACAAGAAAGCAGCGCUCAUCGUCAUCCCGUUUCAUAAAGAGUACGCGAUAGACGGGACCGUCGACCAUGUGAACCCAGCGAUUCGUAGCAUUAAUAUUAACGUGUUGGACAAGGCACCUUGCUCUGUCGGAAUAUUCAUCGACCGGGGCGAAACAGAAGGUCGUCGCUCUGUCCUAAUGAGCCACACGUGGCGUAACGUGGCUAUGAUUUUUAUCGAAGGCAGAGACGACGCGGAGGCGCUAGCCUUCUGCAUGAGAAUGGCAGAGCACCCGGAAGUGAGCGUCACGAUGAUCCAUUUCCGACACAAGAGCGCCCUUUACAACACCAACAUAACGACGGGAGAAGAAACAGAACCUUCCGAGUGUCACCUCAUAAACGACUUCAAGAGCUUCUCGCAGAACAAACCCAAAGUGCAUUACAGAGAAGAGAUUGUCAGAGAUGGAGUAGAGACCACGCAAGUGAUUAGUGCACUUGGGUCUACGUACGAUUUGGUUGUCGUGGGUCGUGACCAUGACCUAGAGUCGUCCGUACUGUACGGGCUAACGGACUGGAGCGAGUGUCCUGAGCUAGGUGUGAUCGGAGACAUGUUUGCGUCGCCGGAUUUUCAUUUCUCGGUGCUUGUGGUUCACCAGCAAGAAGGUGACGACUCUUUUGCGAUGGAUAAUAGCUAUAAACUGCCAGUUUCGCCUCAUAGGGGUGGAGAUCCGAGAGUACACCCACGUUUCUCUGUUGAAGAAGGGUAUACUACUGUCGAUCUUCACAACCGUUAAUUAGUCUUUUUCUACUGUUUUACUAAGUAAUAAUAAAGGGUGUAGUUUUUUUGUAUAAAACUACAGAUUGUUAAGUAUGCAACUCGAUAUAGUAGAACUAAUGGUCAGUAGUUUUCACUUUGAGUCGAUAGAAAAUGAAAAUGGGAUCAGAUCAUUUUAUAUUCGCAAAGUUGUUAUGUGGACAGAAGCAGACGGACGUGUCAUGGUUACAUGCAAGAGAGUAGCAUCAGAUUGUAUAAUUAGGAUAACGAGUGGGUCACUAAAAUGUAAUGUUACUACAUUACUUCUAGUCAAGUGACAGGAAUGACAUUACGUUUUGGCGGUACAUACUAGAUUGCAUCAGUACGUGUAACUCUAUUACAGAAACGAACAAGAGAAAGCCCUCAAUGUAAUACAAAAGAGAUUUUAAUUGAUAAAACUGGAAGCAUUAAUGGCUGAGGCGUAUGGAGAAGAUGGGCUGUUUGGACCAAACUUAGUAAUGUAUGCGUGGUUGCAUAUACACUGUACAACAAUAGUAAUUGCUGUAGAGAUGAAUAGAAUAGAAGAAAAAGAGAGAUCGAUAAA